Messenger RNA from Phymastichus coffea, 1193 nucleotides. RefSeq lists its product as uncharacterized. Lineage: Eukaryota; Metazoa; Arthropoda; Insecta; Hymenoptera; Eulophidae. Bases 297 to 857 code for a protein of 186 amino acids. The transcript is spliced from 3 exons. The record is from RefSeq and is a predicted model, not a curated record.
UAUUCCGGUUUGUGCGUUUGUGGGUGCUGCAUUGUCUGUAUGUUGUGGGCAGUGUGCUGUAGGAGUUAAGAGAAAAUGUAGGUGUUGUGUUAGAGAUUGUUUGUAAACAAUCUUCCAUUUAACGUAUUUUUAAUUAAAAACAUAUCGUGUAUUUUAAUAAUUCAACAUUUACCGCAUAUAUCAAGAUUUUUUAAAUUUCUGUACAAAUAUUUUAACAUUUCAACGGUAAGAUGUUCCUAUAGAUAAGUGAGAAUCCUUAAAUCAAGACACAAUUGUUUUUCUCGUAAACGAAUAAAAUGGAACAAGAGUGCAAACCAAUAACAAUGUUGAGUAAUCAAAAUCAAUUGGAAGAGGUUAGCCUGCCUGACGUAGUCGCUGGUUUCAAAAUGUUAGCUGUUGACAACCCAGAAGACGAGAUAUCCCCAGUGACAAGCCAAAGAUCUUUGAGAAAACGAAAACCAAGGAAUUUACAAGUAGUAGAUCUUAAUCUUAAUAGAAGUCUGAAACCUAGAAAGAGGACGUUUGCAGAAAUGGAAAGUGAAGAACAAAUAAAAGAGUAUUAUUUAGAUAAAACUGUUAAAAAGUACAACAAUUCGUUAGAAACUAUUUUCGAAGAAAAGGAUGAUUCCAAUCAAACAACUUGUAUGAUGAGUGUUAAGCGAUUUAAAAGAAUGAUUCAAUUUACACCAGAACCAACCGACUCAAAACUUAAGAAGAGAAGAGAAAAAAUAAGAAAAGUUUUUGGUUCUAAGAUUAAUCAUAAGAGAAAGCGAAAAGUGUCAAUGCAAUCUUUAUUAGAUAAACUUCAUGGUGCGCACAGUGAUGUGUCAAUCACAAAUUCUAAUGAUUUUCAAUAAAAGGCUGAAAUUUUAGUUUUAAGUUUUUUUUAUUAAUCAAUAUAACAAAAUAAGCACAAAGUUGUCUUUCCUAUGAUACAAACAAUAUUUCAUUUGUUAAAAAUAUUCCACAUAAGAACUAUAAAAAACUUAAUAUUAAUUAAGCUUUUGAUUAUUUUUUCAACAUUUUUCUUGUGAAUUGAUUUGUAUUAAACUUUUGUUUAAGCUUAUCACUCACAAAUUUUUAGAACAUCAAAUCCACAUUUAUUUACAAUUGCAAUGUUCUAAUUGGAUUAUUUGGAAACUUAUUUUUUAAUUUUAAUUACAAAGAUUAUUGACAGUUAAGAAUAUUUGUAG